Messenger RNA from Nematolebias whitei (Rio pearlfish), 2055 nucleotides. It is a transcript of the gene slc13a5b, whose product is annotated as solute carrier family 13 member 5b. Gene Ontology annotation, cellular component: membrane. The coding region runs from base 40 to 1668 and encodes 542 amino acids. The transcript is spliced from 12 exons. Gene Ontology annotation, biological process: citrate transport; monoatomic anion transmembrane transport. The record is from RefSeq and is a predicted model, not a curated record. NCBI's taxonomy places the organism in Eukaryota, Metazoa, Chordata, Actinopteri, Cyprinodontiformes, Rivulidae. Gene Ontology annotation, molecular function: succinate transmembrane transporter activity; citrate transmembrane transporter activity; sodium:dicarboxylate symporter activity.
UUUGAACAGGAAGCAGAAUGUGCCUAUGUGGUCAUUCUGAUGGCACUGUACUGGUGCACAGAAGUCUUGCCACUGGCUGUGACAGCUCUUCUCCCAGUGGUUCUUUUCCCACUUUUUGGCAUAAUGCCAUCCAAAGAUGUGGGUAUGCAGUAUUUGAAGGAUACAAACUUGUUAUUUUUGGGAGGACUAUUGGUCGCUGUGGCUGUGGAGCACUGGAAUCUGCACAAACGCAUUGCUUUAAGGGUGCUGCUUUUUGUUGGCGUACGUCCUGCACUUUUGAUGCUGGGGUUCAUGGGUGUCACUGCAUUCCUGUCCAUGUGGAUCAGUAACACAGCUACAACAGCUAUGAUGGUGCCCAUUGUCCAAGCUGUGUUGGAUCAGCUCAACAACAGUGAAAGAGAGGCACCUCAGAUCCUCAGCUCAGAUGACCACGUCCAAACAUCGGACGCUGACAGCAAACCACCCACACAGACGGAAAAAGAAAAUGAAGGACAUGGCCCCGUGGUGGUGACCUUUUUAGAUGCUUCGGUAGAAAUUACCAGACAUAAGGAGGAAGCAGAAAGGCUGGAAAUGUGUAAAGGGAUGACCUUGUGUAUUUGUUAUGCUGCCAGCAUUGGAGGAACUGCCACACUGACAGGAACCGGUCCCAAUUUGGUGCUUCAGGGUGGGAUGAAUCAGCUGUUUCCUGAAAACGGGGAUGUGAUUAACUUUGCCUCCUGGUUUGGCUUUGCCUUCCCAAACAUGAUCCUUAUGCUCACAGCAGCUUGGCUUUGGCUGCAGUUUGUCUACAUGGGAUUCAACUUUAGGAAGACAUGGGGUUGUGGGAGUGAAAAGACAGAAAAAGAGAUCGCUGCCUAUAAUGUGAUCCGUGAGCAACAUCGUCUGCUGGGGUCCAUGUCUUUUGGAGAAAUAAGUGUUCUGGGUCUCUUCAUUUUGCUGGUGCUUCUGUGGUUCACGAGGGAUCCAGGUUUUGUCAACGGNUGGGCAACAGAUAUCUUUAACUCUGAAGCAGAGUAUGUGACAGAUGCCACAGUGGCAAUCUUUGUUGCCAUUCUUCUCUUUGUUCUGCCCGCUGAACCUCCACGUUUCUGUAAAAGGAGGUCUCAAAGUUUUGAUACAGCUUUGCGUCAGUCUUCUGGUUCAACACCACGGCUCCUAACCUGGAAAGCCGCCCAGAAGAAGAUACCAUGGGGAAUUCUGCUUCUCCUUGGAGGAGGUUUCGCUCUUGCUAAGGGAAGUGAAGUAUCAGGACUCUCAAAGUGGAUGGGAGAUCAGAUGACACCUUUGCAGAACAUUCCUCCCUGGGCGAUUGCUAUCAUUUUGUGUCUGCUUAUUGCUACCUUCACAGAGUGCACCAGUAAUGUGGCCACUGCAACUCUCUUCCUACCUGUCUUGGCCUCAAUGUCUCAGUCCAUCGGAGUCAAUCCACUCUACGUCAUGGUGCCUUGUACUCUGAGUUCUUCAUUUGCCUUCAUGCUGCCUGUUGCCACCCCCCCGAAUGCCAUAGUCUUCUCCUAUGGAUAUCUCAAAGUUGCUGACAUGGCUAAGACUGGAAUAUUUAUGAACAUCAUUGGCAUCCUUUGCAUCACACUGGCCAUUAACACCUGGGGCAAAGCCAUGUUUCACCUGGACACUUUCCCUGCCUGGGCCAAUGUAACAGGCGUGUGAGUCUCGUUCUGCUUGAAGAUGUGAUCGAUGCACACCCUGCCCUCCAAAAACAGCUGCCAGAUACUAACACCUGUGGUCGGAGAGAAAGCACAGACGCAAACAGUGAGGUCUGUGCACUGUAUUACUGUCUGGGUGUUUUCACUGACAUAAGGGCUUUGCUACUGAUUGAAGGUGGAAAUAACUAUGAGGAAAAACAGAGAAUAAAUGGUAGUUAUGUGUGUGUGUAGGAGGGAAGUUAAGGCUAUAAUGAAGGUUCCCUAUAUCUAAAUACCUUGACAGAAUUUACAGCCUGUCAAUAUUUAUAUCCUUAAAUUUAAAGAAUCUAAGGUAUAUUAUAUUAGCAGCAAUUUACAGGGAUACCACUCCUAGUUUUAUAUUUUAUUUAAA